Molecule: messenger RNA, 681 nt
Organism: Capronia coronata CBS 617.96
Lineage: Eukaryota; Fungi; Ascomycota; Eurotiomycetes; Chaetothyriales; Herpotrichiellaceae
Product: NADH-ubiquinone oxidoreductase 19.3 kDa subunit, mitochondrial
Exons: 2
Coding region: 1-681 (226 amino acids)
Biological process (GO): electron transport coupled proton transport; mitochondrial respiratory chain complex I assembly; aerobic respiration
Molecular function (GO): 4 iron, 4 sulfur cluster binding; NADH dehydrogenase (ubiquinone) activity; quinone binding
Source: RefSeq, a predicted model, not a curated record
AUGGCAACGAUUGAUGAUAACAUUUGUAUAGCGUCCACGACUGUCCCCUUCUCCUUAAUACGAGCAGCCCCGGCAGCAUCGAUCUCAUCUUCCACCCCGAAAUCAGCUACCUCAGUCACUCCAGCCACGACCUCGAACGAUGGCUCGCGGUUACCCGUCACAGGCGGCAUCCGUCGCGAAGUGCCGCUCCCAUCACAGGAGAAGAAACAAGGCGCCAUGCAAUAUGCGCUCACUACACUUGAUCAGAUUGCCAACUGGGCGCGACAGGGCUCGUUGUGGCCUCUCACCUUCGGUCUUGCUUGCUGUGCCGUCGAGAUGAUGCAUCUGUCCACACCACGGUACGAUCAAGACAGACUGGGAAUUAUAUUUCGAGCGUCCCCGCGACAGAGUGAUGUGAUGAUUGUGGCCGGCACCCUCACGAACAAAAUGGCUCCGGCUUUGAGACAGGUCUACGACCAAAUGCCCGAUCCGAGAUGGGUCGUCAGUAUGGGCAGCUGCGCCAAUGGCGGUGGCUACUAUCACUACAGCUACAGUGUGGUCAGAGGCUGCGAUCGGAUUGUUCCCGUGGACAUCUACGUUCCUGGAUGUCCCCCGACCAGUGAGGCUCUGAUGUACGGUAUCUUCCAGCUACAGAAGAAGAUGCGACAUACCCGUAUCACGAGACUGUGGUACAGGAAGUAA